AACAACUUUUGAUUAUGAUCCCACUAAUAAUAGUAUUGUUGUAAAUCUAAAAUUUCAAAGGUUUUCAAAAAGGGAUCAUCUUCAUAAGAUACCGGUUUAAUUUGAUUUGGUUGCGAUGAAUAAAUCCGGUUAAGACACCAGUCACGCUCCUUUCGCUUCCAUUAUUAGGAACAAGAAAUCCAACGGUCAUCGUAGAGCGCAUCAGAUAAACGGCUAAAAAGCAAAUUCUCUGGAAGAAGAAGAAGACGAAGAUGCAACCGACAGAGACGUCGCAGCCGGCGCCGUCGGAUCAAGGCCGCCGGCUUAAGGAUCAGUUAUCGGAGAGUAUGAGCUUCAGUAGCCAAAUGAAGAAGGAAGACGAUGAGUUGUCGAUGAAAGCUUUGUCGGCGUUCAAGGCCAAAGAAGAGGAGAUCGAGAAGAAGAAGAUGGAGAUCAGAGAAAGAGUUCAAGCUCAGCUUGGUCGUGUUGAAGAUGAGUCCAAGCGUCUCGCUAUGAUUCGCGAGGAACUUGAAGGUUUUGCUGAUCCCAUGAGGAAGGAAGUUACUAUGGUGAGGAAGAAGAUUGAUUCUCUCGACAAAGAAUUAAAGCCAUUGGGGAAUACAGUUCAGAAAAAGGAAACAGAGUACAAGGAUGCUCUUGAAGCAUUCAAUGAAAAGAACAAGGAGAAGGUGGAGCUGAUCACCAAGCUACAGGAGGUUUGUUCAAUAUGAUCUCACUUCUCUCUCUACAAUUUCCAAGUAGUAUUUCGUAUUUGAAUGAACGUUAUGGAUGGUCUGCGUUUGGUCCUACAAAUUGGUGUGUUGUCUAUCAAACUAAUCGUGUUUAAGCUGUAGGGCAUAUAAAUUUUACCAUUACCUUUGUUUAGAACCUUACAAAAUUAGGUAAAGACAUUGGUCCCGUAGUUUUGUUCCAAGACUUGGGAAAGACUCCCAUUGCAAUAGGUGAAGUCAUCUUACCGAGUUUUGGAAUCCAGUCUGCAAGUUUGUCAUUUUAAUAGUUAAUUUCUUGACUCUAAAACGGGUUUCACAAUUUGUGAAAAGUGAAGUCAGUGUGAGACUCUAGAUCAGGACUUUCCAUGUUUGGGUGCUUGGAAAUUAUUUUCUCCAAACUAGAUCCAACGCAUUAUCUUAGCACCUCUAUUUCGCAAGUGAGAUAUCCGAAAGAACAAUCAUGCGUUUUUGCAUGUCGUGUCUGUAAUUGCACUAUAUCCUGUAUAUUCCAUUGCAACGCUUGUACUAUGUGUUGGAGGGAGAAAGCGAGAAAUUCAGGUUCAAGAAGCUGGAGGAGCUAAGCAAGAACAUUGAUCUAACCAAACCUUAGUGUUGGACGAGCAGAGUCGCUGGGAUUUGGCUAUUCAAAGUUCUAAAAAAGUCACUUUUUAGAGUAUUUUCAUUGUUCUUUUAUGAUUCUAGUAAUAUAUAUAAUUUAUAAAAUAAAAAGUAAGAAGAUAUGUGUUUGAACUAGAUGUUGCAAAGAAAAUGUAACAAAGUUACGAUGGCACUACAUUAUCGACGUGAUUGGCAGAAUUGUAAUAGUAAUGUAAAGAAACUAUGUUUGUUCCGGAGCAUUUUCGUACAUGAUUAUAUCAUCAGCCAUUUCAAAUCUCUCUA
Molecule: messenger RNA, 1610 nt
Organism: Arabidopsis thaliana (thale cress)
Lineage: Eukaryota; Viridiplantae; Streptophyta; Magnoliopsida; Brassicales; Brassicaceae
Product: transcriptional activator (DUF662)
Exons: 4
Coding region: 252-710 (152 amino acids)
Source: RefSeq, marked reviewed